AUGCAUACAACCAAUAAUCCACGUAAAUUAGCCCUGAUAAUUGGCAAUAAUAAAUAUACACAAAAUCCUUUAAAAAAUUGUGUGAAUGAUGCUAAUGAUUUAAGUAGAGCAUUGGAAAGUAUUGAAUUUCACGUAACAAAGAAAACAGACUUAAUAUAUCGAGAAAUGGAUCAAACAAUAGAUAGAUUUGUUAGAUCAAUACAGCCCAAUGAUUUUGUCGUGUUUUUCUUUUCUGGUCAUGGUACACAGUGGGAAGACCAAAAUUAUUUACUUCCAUGUGAUGAUGAUCGUAUAUACGAUCAGAAUGACAUGAAAUAUCAUGCCAUAAAUGCCCAACGAGUAUUAGAAAAAAUGUCCGCCCAAGAUCCAUAUGUUAUUGUAUUUUUACUUGAUUGUUGUCGUAAUUAUUGUGUGCCGAAUGCAGCUAGAAGUCGGUCAAUACUUCCAAGUGGAUUAAAUCAAAUGAUAGCACCAUCCGGGUCAUUAAUUGCAUUUGCUUGUGCACCAGGUCAAACAGCAUCAGAUGGCUCAUCCAACAAUCGAAAUGGAAUGUUCACCACACAUUUAUUAAAACACAUAACAAGAGAAGGUGAAGAUAUUGAAAUGGUUUUAAGGGAUGUUGCUUACGGUGUUGAAACAGAAACAAAUAAAAAGCAACGGCCAUAUCGUACAAGUUGUAUAACAAAAACUGGAGUAUAUUUAGUUCCACCAAGCAGAAAUCCUAAUGGUAAAUAUAUGUACACUUUACUCUUAUUGCGCAUCUAUAUUAAACUAAUUUUAGUCGAUCUGCUUAAAAAUGCUUUAAUGUCUGAAAUUGAGAAAGCAAAACAAAAUACUUAUACUUUUCCAGUAGAUCAACAUGAUGUUGACAGGAAUCAACAACCAAAUAAUCUUUACAUGUCGCAUCCUCAAUCUAAUCAGCAAGCAACUCCUAUUAAUCAGCCAUACAGUCAGCAAAACUAUGAUCAAUCAUCUUGGCAACAACAAGAUCUAGCGUCAUACUAUUAUCAACAAAAUCCUCCUAAUCAAGACUUUUAUCAACAGUCGCCUUCAAAUAAUUUCUCCAACCAGUCUAGGCCACCUAAUUCUACUCUUGAAUCUUUUUUCCACCAAAUUGGAGCUUCACAAUAUGAAGCUAAUCCAACAAUAAUAACUGCUAAUCAAAGAUCGUUUCAACCACCAUCCGGCUUUACUCCGAAUUACGGCGGCACAAGUUUUGGCGGCGGCGGCUAUCCAGCGGACCCAUCAGUAGCCUAUCCACAACAACAAUACCAACAACAGUAUAAUCAACAACCAGGUUAUUAUUACAAUCAUAAUAAUAAUUCUUAUUCCAACACACAGCAAUAUGGUCAACAAUACUAA
This is a messenger RNA of Didymodactylos carnosus, 1362 nucleotides long. NCBI's taxonomy places the organism in Eukaryota, Metazoa, Rotifera, Eurotatoria, Philodinida, Philodinidae. The record is from the annotation of a GenBank genome assembly.